Molecule: messenger RNA, 3998 nt
Organism: Acipenser ruthenus (sterlet)
Lineage: Eukaryota; Metazoa; Chordata; Actinopteri; Acipenseriformes; Acipenseridae
Product: zinc finger protein OZF-like
Exons: 2
Coding region: 1262-2467 (401 amino acids)
Biological process (GO): central nervous system development; regulation of transcription by RNA polymerase II
Cellular component (GO): nucleus
Molecular function (GO): DNA-binding transcription factor activity, RNA polymerase II-specific; RNA polymerase II cis-regulatory region sequence-specific DNA binding
Source: RefSeq, a predicted model, not a curated record
UAUAUUGUAUUAUUUUGAAAGGUCCGGGUUGUAGUGUGGUAGGAGCGCGUUGUUUUUGUGUGUGUGUGUGUUGUAUUUGUGAAGCGGCGUGUUUGUUUUUAUUCAUAUCUCUCAGUUGCAGUCUCCGUGCCGCGGGCUCAGUGCUGCUCGAGUGGCGGGUUUCCAGUCAAAAUGAACUCGUGUUGAAAACAUCUAGCGAGUAAAUAUUGUCUUUGGCGGUCUGGCUAUUUUUGUCGUGCAUGUUUUGUUUUGUUUUUUUUUUCUAUUCGUGAGACCGCGUGGAACUUAGAAGCUAGCAAUCGGGGAAGUUUUUUUUAUAAACGAGAUCAAAUAUAUUUUCAGUAUCAAAUGAUUGUAAAAGCAGCGCUUUCCAAAACGUUCAUACAGUGACUGCCAUUUUCACACUUGCAUAAACACACAUGGAAACCGGCUUUCUGUCCUUCUUAAUGAGUUUGAAAUCAUUUUUAAACAUUCUUUCAAUGAGGUGUAUCUGUGUUGCCUUUACUAGUGUUAUUCUGCAGGUAUCAUUUAAAAUAUUGAGGGAGACCUCAAUUAGGAGGCUGUGUGGUCCAGUGGUUAAAGAAAAGGGCUUGCAAACAGGAGGUCCCCGGUUCAAAUUCUACCUCAGCCACUGACUUAUUGUGUGACCCUGAGCAAGUCACUUAACCUCCUUGUGCUCCGUCUUUCAGGUGAGACGUAAUUGUAAGUGACUCUGCAGCUGAUGCAUAGUUCACACACCCGAGUCUCUAAGUCACCUUGGAUAAAGGCGUCUGCUAAAUAAACAAAUAAUAAUAAUUUAAAACUUGUGCUGUGGAACGUCACACAGGGUUUUUAAUAUUGCUAGGGGAAACAAACAUGUUUUUAUUUUGAUGCAGGAUAUCUGGUACUACACAAGGUUACAAUACGGGUUUAUAAGCCUUGCUUUCAGACAGUGUUGCACUUCCUUGAUCACCUGGGGGGUGAAAUUGCCCCCUCCCCUUGAACAGCUUCUUUCACAGUAUCUUAAACUGUAUUCCUGUAAUCUCAUAGUACAGUAUAAAUCUGUGAAAGUGAACUAAAGCACAUGUAAAAACAUUCUCUGUUCUCCUUGAACUAAACAAACACAUUUUCAGAUCUGAAGAGAAGAAAGGACACAUUCACUGAGGAGACGGUCAGAGCGAGUGACUGGAGCACUAGAGCCGUGCUGCACAUCCCACUGACAAUACCUGAAGACUGUCUUAUCCAGGUGAAAGCCAAGGAAAAAGAUUACAUUAAACAGGAGAUGCCUGUCCACUUUAAAGAAGAGACUGAACUGGAGCCUGUCCACAUUAAAGAAGAGACCGAACUGGAGCCUGUCCACAUUAAAGAAGAGACCGAACUGGAGCCUGUCCACAUUAAAGACGAGACCGAACUGGAGCCUGUUCACAUUAAAGAAGAGACUGAACUGGAGCCUGUCCACAUUAAAGAAGAGACUGAACUGGAGCCUGUCCACAUGAAAGAAGAGACUGAACUGGAGCCUGUCCACAUUAAAUUAGAAAAGAUUGAACUGCAGCCUGUCCACAUUGAUGAAGAGACUGAACUGGAGCAUGUCCACAUGAAAGAAGAGACUGAACUGGAGCCUGUCCACAUUAAAUUAGAAAAGAUUGAACUGCAGCCUGUCCACAUUGAAGAAGAAUCUAUUGACUUGUUUAAGGAUUCAGAAAACAUAUCCCAGCCACAGAUAUCACAGCAAUGUACUGAAUGUGAGAAGAGCUUCAGUUCAUUAGGAUACCUAAAAAUACACCAGAGAAUUCACACUGGAGGGAAGCCAUAUCACUGUGCUGACUGUGGGAAGAGCUUCCGUCAGUUAGGAAACCUAAAAAGACACCAGAGAAUUCACACUGGAGAGAAGCCGUAUUACUGUUUUGAAUGUGGGGAGAGAUUCAAUGAGUCAGGAAACCUAAAAACACACUUGCGAAUUCACACUGGAGAGAAGCCGUAUCACUGUUCUGACUGUGAGAAGAGCUUUCGUCAGUUAGGAGACCUAAAAAGACACCAGAGAAUUCACACUGGAGAGAAGCCGUAUUACUGUUUUGAAUGUGGGGAGAGAUUCAAUGAGUCAGGAAACCUAAAAACACACUUGCGAAUUCACACUGGAGAGAAGCCGUAUCAGUGCUCUGACUGUGAGAAGAGCUUCCGUCGGUUAGGAGCCCUAGAAAGACACCAGAGAAUUCACACUGGAGGGAAGCCGUAUCACUGUGCUGACUGUGGGAAGAGCUUCAGUCAGUUAGGAAACCUAAAAACACGCUUGCGAAUUCACACUGGAGAGAAGCCGUAUCACUGUUCUGACUGUGAGAAGAGCUUCUGUCAGUUAGGAGACCUAAAAAGACACCAGCGAAUUCACACUGGAGCCAGCCUCCCUCCCUCCCAGUCCCUCACCUCUCCACCCUGCUUGUUUGAGUGCGUGGAGAGCUGUCUGAUUCCUUGUCUCUCUCUCACCCUGCAAUAAAUGAAGGGGGUCCCCAGGAGUGAGAGCCAGCAUGAUCCAGAGACACUGAGAAGGGGAGCGUGUCAAACUCAAGGAGACAGACCCAUUCUGCAGUGUGGAGUAGUGGUUAGGGCGCUGGACUCUUGACCAGAGGGUCGUGGGUUCAAUCCCAGGUGGUGGACACUGCUGCUGUACCCUUGAGCAAGGUACUUUACCUAGAUUGCUCCAGUAAAAACCCAACUGUAUAAAUGGGUAAUUGUAUGUAAAAAUGUGAUAUCUUGUAACAAUUGUAAGUCGCCCUGGAUAAGGGCGUCUGCUAAGAAAUAAAUAAUAAUAAUUCUUUCAGAAUGAACUGAAGAACCCUGGGAUUCAGCUCCACUCCUGCCCCUGAAUUAAAAAUGAAUCUCGCUCAUCAUGCUGUGGAUUUAAGACAGUUACAGGGUCAUUCUACUUAUAUGUGUGAUAUGAACCCAACACAUUAAGCUGCCAAUAACAUACAUCAUUUUUAAUGUAAUUUGAUGUAUUUGAGCUGCAAAUGGCAUUACUGUACCAGUGUGGGUGAGUACAGCAUAAGAUAAAGGAUUGAAUUGUUUAAAAUAAAUGAAAACUAAGAAUAUCUUCAUGGGUGUGGCAGCAAUGUGUGCUUCAUCUAACUAGAAUGGCCUCUAAGCUAUUGCACCAGUGCAAACACAAGCUGUGAAGCAAUGUUGUGCUUUUUAAUUAUGUGUUUUAUUUCAAGUGGUGCAAACCUUGCACUGCAGCAAAUGCUGUGUUGGUUUUGAAUGAAUUUGAAUAAAAAUGUGUAUAUCCAAUUAUUAUGACGUCCCCACAGUAGUAGAGCUGUAUAAAUAUACUGUAAAACAUGAAAGGUUUGCAAGCAAACUAUUUGAACAUUUUGCAUGUGUUAAAAAUCUGCAGAACCUACAUGCUGCAACAUUACCAUUAUUACUACAUUCAUAGUUUGUAAAGUUUAUGAAUAAUUGAUCGAAACAAUCUGCAGGAUGAAGUUGCCUCAGACUGUUUGACAGUAACAGAGCUGGUGCUUUUGUGGAAUCACCAUUAGCUGUUUAUUCCCUUUGGGUAAAAUAUGGCUUGUUUGCUUGUAUUUUUUAUUAGUAUGCUAUCAUUAGAAUGACCUUACAGUACAUAUUAAGGCAAGCUUAGCUAUUUAGAGAGAGUUUCAUUGAGUUUGAGAUCCUGUGCGUUUUCCAUUGUCUCUGUAUAUAAAGGGUGUGUGAGAAAUUCCUAGUUGUAAUUGAAUGUUCUUUGUAAAAUUACAUUUCAAAUCUUAAACUGAGACUUCAGAUGCUGGGAUGUUAAUUAAGUUUGUCUUCCUUCCCCAUAACGUUCUCUAGAUCUACUUCAAAGGACUAGAUAUUAGUAACAGGGUGGUAAAGAUUUCCAUUGGAGAAUAGUUUAGAUUCCCUGCUGUGCUGCCCUGCCUGUCUGGUAUAAACAAACAGAGCUGAUUCUUAUCUUUAAAUUAAGACUGUCUGAAAGCAAAUACACAACUUUCUUAAGAAGUGUGACACCUGGUGGACACGAGCUGUCA